Molecule: messenger RNA, 333 nt
Organism: Haemonchus placei
Lineage: Eukaryota; Metazoa; Nematoda; Chromadorea; Rhabditida; Trichostrongylidae
Source: the annotation of a GenBank genome assembly
AUGGGUUUCCAGGUCGUAGCAGCACGCCUCGAAGAACAGGAACGCCGCAAGGAGAGGCACAGAAAGAUGGAGGCCGAAAGGGAGAAAAUGCGCCAAGGCAUCCGUGAUAAAUACAAGAUCCACAAGAAGGAAGAAGGAGGUGCAGCAAUGGAUUUCACUGAAGGUCGUAUCGGUGUGCCAAGAAAAACACCUGAAGAACUAGCUGCAGCAAUGAACGCUGAGGAUGACAGUAUUAUUGGACAACUUGGUCUGACUGAACAAGUGGAGAAGGCAAAAACGCUUGCCACAGGAGCUUUCGAGACAGUCAAGGGCUUCUUGCCUUUUGGAAAGUAA